CGGAACCCUCGAAGUAAGAGCUAAGUAUAAAAUCACACUUGAACAAUUUUGACAUUUAUAACCUAAAAAAAUAUAAAAGUCCAUGUGGAUAUUUUAAAUUGAAUAGAAUAUUUAAAAUCAAUGUUUAUUUAAAAAUGUCUGCAUGUAACGAAAUUAUUGAUGAUAUUGAAGACUUGAUUUCAUCUCAAGAUAUUACACCGAAAGAACGAUAUAGUAGUCGAAAACAUGUUAAAAUUAGGCCAAAGAAACAACAAUUGGGUGAAUAUAAUGUGGAGAAAACAAUUCUAAGUAGCGUAAUUCCGGGUACACAAACAAUCUAUGUUAAGACAUGGGGAUGUGCUCACAACAGUUCAGAUUCCGAGUAUAUGGCUGGACAAUUAGCCGCAUAUGGGUAUAAGUUAACAGAAGAUAAGUUCGCUGCUGAUUUAUGGCUGUUAAAUAGUUGUACAGUUAAAAGCCCUGCUGAGGAUCAUUUUAGGAAUGAAAUUGAAGCAGGACAAAAAAAUGGCAAACAUAUAGUAAUUGCGGGGUGUGUACCUCAAGGUGCACCAAAAUCAAAUUUCAUGAAAGGUUUAAGUAUAAUUGGUGUACAACAAAUUGAUAGAGUCGUGGAAGUUGUUGAAGAAACACUUAAAGGAAAUAGUGUUCGCUUAUUGGGUACAAAAAAAGAUAAUGGUAAAAAAAUUGGAGGUGCUUCAUUGUUAUUGCCAAAAGUUCGAAAAAACCCAUUAAUUGAAAUUAUUGCAAUUAAUACGGGGUGUUUGAAUCAAUGUACGUAUUGUAAAACAAAGCAUGCUCGUGGUGAUUUAGGUAGUUAUUCUCCUACGGAAAUUGUUGAGCGAGCUGAACAAGCAUUUUCUGAAGGUGUUGUUGAAAUAUGGUUAACUUCAGAAGAUACUGGGGCCUAUGGGAAAGAUAUUGGGACAUCUUUAUCAGAACUUUUGUUUGAACUAAUUAAAGUUAUACCGGAUGGAUGUAAAAUGCGAGUAGGUAUGACAAAUCCACCGUAUAUUAAGGAUCAAUUAGAAGAUAUCGCAAAAGCACUUGCACAUCCGAAAUUAUACAAAUUUUUACAUAUACCUGUACAGUCAGGUAGUGACAUUGUGUUGUAUGACAUGAAACGGGAAUAUACUCGAAAAGAUUUCGAGGAUGUUGUUGAAUAUUUGAGGGAAAAGAUACCAGGAAUAACUAUCGCAACGGAUAUAAUUUGUGGAUUUCCAACAGAAACAGAUGAAGAUUUUAAGGAAACUUUAUCAUUGUGUGAUAAAUAUAGAUUUCCUAGUUUAUUUAUAAAUCAGUUUUUCCCAAGACCUGGGACACCAGCAGCUCGAAUGCCCAGGAUUCCUCCACAACAAGUUAAAACACGGACAAAACAACUCACCGAAUUAUUUUAUUCUUAUGAACCAUACGGUUCUAAGGUUGGAGAAAUUCAAAAUGUUUUGGUGACAGAGUUAUCGCAUGACAAACAAUUUUUUGUUGGUCAUAAUGAAUUCUACGAACAAGUUUUGAUACCCAAAAAAGAAGAAUUUAUGGGUAAAAUGGUUCAAGUACAAAUUAAAUCUGCUUCAAAAUUUUCAAUGAUUGCUGAACCAGUAUCUAAUAAUUUAAUUAAGCCAGGAUUAGCGAAUCCACUUAAGAAAGGAGAAAUUUCUGGAUAUCAAAUAACAUCUACAAAAACAUCAAAUGUAUACUAUGCUGUAAUUGCUGUAUUUGUAGCUUUUAUAUUUCGACUUGUAUGGAUUUUAUUUAAUAUUUAG
Messenger RNA from Chrysoperla carnea, 1757 nucleotides. RefSeq names its product threonylcarbamoyladenosine tRNA methylthiotransferase. The record is from RefSeq and is a predicted model, not a curated record. Bases 135 to 1757 code for a protein of 540 amino acids. Gene Ontology annotation, biological process: tRNA methylthiolation. Gene Ontology annotation, molecular function: 4 iron, 4 sulfur cluster binding; tRNA (N(6)-L-threonylcarbamoyladenosine(37)-C(2))-methylthiotransferase activity. Gene Ontology annotation, cellular component: endoplasmic reticulum. The transcript is spliced from 4 exons. NCBI's taxonomy places the organism in Eukaryota, Metazoa, Arthropoda, Insecta, Neuroptera, Chrysopidae.